Messenger RNA from Rhinichthys klamathensis goyatoka, 4000 nucleotides. RefSeq names its product metabotropic glutamate receptor 7 (gene grm7). NCBI's taxonomy places the organism in Eukaryota, Metazoa, Chordata, Actinopteri, Cypriniformes, Leuciscidae. The record is from RefSeq and is a predicted model, not a curated record. Gene Ontology annotation, biological process: G protein-coupled glutamate receptor signaling pathway; regulation of synaptic transmission, glutamatergic. Gene Ontology annotation, cellular component: membrane. The coding region runs from base 854 to 3652 and encodes 932 amino acids. The transcript is spliced from 12 exons. Gene Ontology annotation, molecular function: group III metabotropic glutamate receptor activity.
ACUAUAUGGCUUUAUUAUUCGCGUCACACAGAAGCGUAUUUUCUUUGAGGGCUGACCAGGAUGAGUAACACGACAUCGAUCGUGCGUUGAGUCAUUUGACAAAUCCAUAUUUGAUUCUGGGUGGAGAGAGAAAGAGAGAGAAGGAGAGGGAGAGCGAAAGAGAGAGGAGGGGACUCGCGGGUUGUCUUCUUGUCUCUUGUGAGGAUUUUUGCAAGACCAAAAGACGUAUUAUCGCCUAAGCUUUCUUUCUUUCUCUCAAAUGUAAUAAGCAGAACCUGCUCCGAGCGAAAAGCCUCAGCGAAGUCCUCGACGGGAGGAUGUUACGGAUAUCUCACCUGACAUCGAUUUUCAGCAACGUUUUUCCCUGACCGUUAUACGCAACGCGUUAUUCAGAAAGAAAACUUUUUGCCGCCUUUAUUUCUUUUAAAAAAAUACAUCGGUUACAACUCAGCCGAGAUGGUUUUACAGUGGCGUUAUGACAUCAGCGUGGAUUGGACGCUUUUUAGUCGAAUAUCGCUGCACUUUAAUCCGUUUUGCGUGGAAGUGUGUCUGAUUUAAGGACUAAUCAUCAUUGAAAGGUACUGAAUGCAUUUUAGUUGGGUUUCCUGUCUUUUUCUUUGUUAAAAGAAAUAAUGCAGAAUAUCUAAGCAACAAGCGUCGCCAUACGAUGCGCACUUUCCCAAGGAAUAACGCAUCCUUCUUGCGCGGUGUUUUUGGAGAAAACCUCAACGUGUUCCCGCACCAAUCUUACUUUGAUAAGGUCUAUGGCCGUUGUUAAGAUCAAAUCUGUUUUUGUUUACCUGUAAAUACUGUGAAAAGUGCCUUUUUUCUGUUUCCUAACGACAAGGAGAACAUGGCUUGCUUUCCAUGGCGGGUAUUUUGGAUAAUUCAAGCGCUUGUGGAUGUGACACUUUCGCAGGAAAUCUACGCUCCUCAUUCCAUCAGAAUUGAGGGAGAUUUGACCCUGGGUGGCCUUUUCCCGGUCCAUGCGCGUGGGGUCUCCGGGGAACCGUGUGGAGAUAUCAAGAAGGAGAACGGGAUACACCGGCUGGAGGCGAUGCUUUACGCCUUGGACCAAAUCAACAGUGACGACGAGCUUUUGCCCAACAUCACUUUAGGUGCUCGGGUUUUAGACACAUGUUCGCGAGACACGUACGCUUUGGAGCAGUCGCUUACUUUUGUGCAAGCUCUCAUACAGAAAGACACGUCGGACGUGAGGUGUACGAACGGCGAGCCCCCGGUGUUUGUCAAACCCGAAAAGGUGAUUGGAGUCAUAGGGGCUUCGGCGAGUUCAGUGUCCAUCAUGGUCGCUAAUAUACUGCGACUGUUCCAGAUUCCGCAGAUCAGCUACGCCUCCACCGCUCCAGAACUGAGCGAUGACCGGCGGUACGAUUUCUUCUCUCGCGUCGUGCCUCCCGACUCCUUCCAGGCCCAGGCCAUGGUGGAUAUAGUGAAAUCGAUGGGAUGGAACUACGUGUCUACGGUUGCCUCGGAGGGAAGCUACGGCGAGAAAGGAGUCGAGGCCUUCAUGCAGAUUUCCAGAGAAGCGGGUGGAAUCUGCAUCGCUCAGUCCCUGAAGAUCCCUCAUGACCACAAGCAGGCUGAUUUUGACAAGAUUAUCCGACAGCUGCUGGAGACACGUCAUGCCCGGGCGGUCAUUAUUUUUGCGUACGACGAAGAUAUUCGGGGGAUCCUUAACGCCAGUAAAAGAGCGGAUCAAGUGGGCCAUUUCCUGUGGAUUGGGUCGGAUAGUUGGGGAGCCAAGAACAGCCCUAUUCAAGGCCUCGAGGAUGCCGCCGUCGGCGCUGUCACCAUCCUGCCAAAAAGAGCCACUAUUGAUGUGAACCAAAGACAGUCUCAAAAACGCGGCUUGAAACCAACCAGGUUUCCUACCGUCACAAACAUGCAACCAAUCCCAACGUGCGGAGAGGGGCAUUUCCACUGGGAGCACAAGAACACCUUUAAGAAGGGACAGGAAAAAUCGGGUUUCGACGCCUACUUUAAGUCACGCACACUGGAGAACAACAGAAGAAACGUCUGGUUCGCUGAGUACUGGGAGGAGAACUUCAACUGCAAGCUCAUGAGUUCCUCAAAGAAAGAAGACACUAGUAGAAAGUGCACAGGGCAAGAGCGAAUAGGAUUAGACUCCAAAUACGAGCAGGAAGGGAAGGUGCAGUUUGUGAUCGACGCGGUGUACGCCAUAGCCCACGCCCUGCACAACAUGCAGAAGGACCUUUGUCCCGACCAGUCGGGUGUUUGUCAGGAGAUGGAGCACGCUGGUGGCAAGAAGCUCCUGAAGUACAUCCGGUCGGUCAGCUUCAAUGGGAGCGCCGGGACGUCCGUCACGUUCAAUCGAAACGGUGAUGCACCGGGACGUUACGAUCUUUUCCAGUACCAGAUUAAUAUCAACAGCACUCCCGGAUAUAAAGUUAUUGGACAGUGGACAGAAUCUCUCCAACUUAGAAUCGAUGACAUGCAGUGGCCCAACGGUGAGAUGGAGAUACCCAGCUCGGUCUGCAGUCUGCCCUGUAAAACGGGUCAACGCAAGAAGAUGGUGAAAGGCAUGCCGUGCUGCUGGCACUGCGAGCCCUGCGACGGCUACCAGUACCAGUACGACGAGACUUCCUGCAAGCUGUGCUCGUACAACAUGCGUCCCAACCCCAACCGGACGGCCUGCCAGCCCAUCCCGAUCGUCAAGCUGGAGUGGCAUUCUCCCUGGUCCAUCAUUCCCGUCUUCCUGGCAAUGCUCGGUAUCAUCGCCACCAUCUUCGUCAUGGCGACGUUUGUCCGCUACAACGACACCCCGAUCGUAAGAGCGUCCGGGAGGGAGCUGAGCUACGUUCUGCUGACCGGGAUUUUCCUGUGUUACAUCAUCACCUUUGUAAUGAUCGCCACACCGGAUGUGGCCGUUUGCUCCUUUAGACGAAUCUUCCUUGGGUUGGGAAUGUGUAUCAGCUACGCCGCUCUGCUCACUAAGACCAAUCGAAUUUACCGGAUCUUCGAGGAAGGGAAGAGGUCGGUUACUCCGCCUAAACUGAUCAGCCCGACGUCCCAGUUAGCGAUCACGUCUAGCCUCAUCUCCUUCCAGCUCUUAGGGGUCCUCAUAUGGUUCGGAGUGGAUCCUCCGAACACCAUAGUCGAUUACGACGAGCAGAAGACCAUAAACCCCGACAAGGCCCGAGGGGUUCUCAAGUGUGACAUUACAGACCUACAAAUCAUUUGCUCUCUAGGAUACAGCAUCUUGCUGAUGGUAACAUGUACGGUAUAUGCCAUCAAGACGCGAGGCGUUCCGGAAAACUUCAACGAAGCCAAACCCAUCGGCUUUACCAUGUACACCACUUGCAUCGUGUGGCUCGCCUUCAUUCCCAUUUUCUUUGGGACGGCACAAUCUGCAGAAAAGCUCUACAUCCAGACCACCACGCUGACCAUCUCCAUGAAUCUGAGCGCGUCCGUGGCUCUGGGAAUGCUCUACAUGCCCAAGGUCUACGUGAUCAUCUUCCACCCGGAGCUCAACGUGCAGAAGCGGAAGCGGAGCUUCAAGGCCGUGGUGACGGCGGCCACCAUGUCCUCCCGUCUAUCGCACAAACCCAGCGACCGGCCAAACGGCGAGGCCAAAACCGAACUGUGUGAAAAUGUGGAUCCCAACAGCUAAUUCUCAUAAUUUAUCAGGUCCGGCCGCUAAGAAGAAAUACGUGAGUUACAAUGACCUUGUGAUCUGAGGGCCUCCAUCACAGGAGGAAGGUGAUCGAUGGCAGUUCCUGGGUUCUCUCGGCUCUUUGGCACAAAAGUAAAGCGGGAAAAAGGCUUUCGGUGUACCUCUCUUUCCAUCCUUCUUUUGUCCGAGGGCCAGGACAGUGACUGGGCCCUCAGCUAAACCAACGACAGAGGAUCUCAGUUGAUUUUCGACACCUUUAAGAAAAAUAAAAAGGCAAAACCACCCCUCACCCCCCACCCCCCCAAAAAAAAAAAUCACAAAAAUAAAUUGACGUCUGCAAAAAAA